AUGGCAAGUUGGACUGAGGAUUUGAUUGGGACUCCUUCUUCAAUCACAGCCAAAAACUCAAAAUGUCAUGUUGUCUAUGUUGUUUUACUUGUCUCUGUUCAACAGAAAGUUCUCAUUUUCUUGUAUUGGCGUUUUGCCAUUGCCUUUGAUGCUCCAUCUUAUUUAACAACGGUAGAUGGUUUUCUUCCCUCCUUGUUGGGAGACAUGGUAGAGCACGUUUAA
Molecule: messenger RNA, 222 nt
Organism: Sphenostylis stenocarpa
Lineage: Eukaryota; Viridiplantae; Streptophyta; Magnoliopsida; Fabales; Fabaceae
Source: the annotation of a GenBank genome assembly